GGAAAUCAGGGCAAGAUACCAGAAGCGGAAGAAAGUGGUAUCAGAAGAAGGAAGACAGGCGGAAAAACUUCUCUGUGAAAGUCAGCCGAAAGUGUCUUUUAGCCAUAGUUUUCCCUUUUUAUCGGUAAGCUCUGACUUUUUUCUUAACUUAAAUGUAACACCACGUACUUAACUCGGGAAAAUGUUUUAGUAGAUAGUUUUAUACCUUUCUAAAAAGGUGAACUUUAGGUCGGUUAUCGUCGUUUAUGUGUAUGACUGGCCUUACGAUUUUAAACAAGUUACUUUAAAAGAAAAAAAAUAAUACAUUUUUAAGCGUAUGUUAAUGGUAUUAGCCUCUCAAAUAUUGCAUGUGGCGGCGUUGUAUUAAAGGAGGAAGUUAGGAUAACAUCUUAGUGAGUAAACGCUGAGGUAUGUGAACACACUAAGGAGCUUGUUUUUUCAACAAAAGCUGUAUUGUUGUUGAUGUUGAAAAAGCCAAACCUCCCUCACUUCAUAGUUUUAAGCCAGUGGACUGGUUAGCAGCCAGGUCCUACCUGUUCCUGCAUUAACAGCUUUCAUGUGGAUUUCUGUGGACAGGGUUUUCUUCAGGACCAUUUGGACCAAGGAUGACUCUGCAGUGGACUGCUGUAGCCCUCUUCCUCUAUGCAGAGAUUGGGGUUCUUGUCAUUCUCUGUAUCCCCUUCAUUUCAGCCAAGAGGUCAGUAUCAUUGAUAACAUGCAUGUGUUUGAUUUAUUAGAUUAUAACUUUAACAAAUCAAAGAGAAAGAGGUGUUCAUCAGUGUUAUGUGGUCUUAAACAGAGACGUGAUUGUGUGUCUGUUUUUGCAGAUGGCAGAAAAUUUUCAACCUGAGGAUUUGGGCCUUUAUGUCAGGCUUUUGGAACAAAGUCUUUCUCACAAUGAUCAUUGUACUAAUCGUGCUCUUCCUUGGUAAGUGAAAUAUCAGGCAUGUGAGGUUAAAACCUCGUAGAUACAAUGGGUAAUAAGUCUCAGAUGUGGUUUUUACCAAUUUAAGAUCAUUAGAUCCUUUAAGGGAAUAAGAUCAAAUGUUGGUUUAAUACUUUUCAUACCUACUAAGUGACCUGCAACCUGCCAGAGGAGAUAAGGCACGCAGAGACGGUCACUUCUUUUAAGUCAAAUCUAAAAACUCACUUUUACAGACUUGCUUUUAUGUGAUGCCGUCUUUUAUCUUUUAUUUUUUAUCUUUUAUCUUUUACGGUCAUCUUAUAUCUCUUUUACCCCUAUCUUGAUUUGGCUUUACUGUCCUUUUGGCUUUCGUUAUACUUAUACUCUUCUCUUAAUGAACCUUUUAGGCCUUUUAUUGUUUGUUUUUUUUGUUUGUUUGUUUUUUUUUCUUGCUCAUUUCUUUUGUUCUUUUUUAUCAUUACUAUUAUUAUCAGUAUUACUUGUUAUUAUUUUAUUAUCAUUAUUGAUUUUGUCUUUUAUUUUUACUACCCUGUUUUCCACUUUCAACCCUCCUUUUAAUUGCAUUUUCCUUUUUUCUUCACUAUUUUAUGUUUUUAUUUUGGUCCACAUGGUCUCAUUUUAUGUUUCAUGGUUCUUGUAUUAUCUGGCUUCCUAAUGACAUAUGAAAAUGGCCUUCGAUUCUGUUUUAACUGAACUAUUAUCAUUAUCAUUAUUAUUAUCAUUGUUUUAUUAUUAUUAAUAUUACUAUUAUUAUUAUUAUUAUUAAUAUUACUACUAUUAUUAUUAUUAUUACUACUACUACUAAUAUUAUUAUUAUUAUUAUUAUUAUUAUAACUACUACUAAGUGUUUACAUCCUUAAAUCGUAGAUGCUGUGCGUGAAGUGAGGAAAUAUUCAGGUAAAGAAGUUGCCGCAAAUGCGAAGCUUCAACCCAACAUGUACGAUCACCUUCACAUGAAGCUGUUUCGAGCCCAGAGGAAUCUCUACAUCUCUGGCUUCGCUGUCUUCCUUUGGCUGUGAGUAUUUGUUCUCUCAAAGUGAUGCGCAGAAACCUCAUGCUCUUCCACGUUAACUGAGAUUUAUCUGUCUUUUUGCAGGGUCAUGAAGCGAGUGAUCACCUUGAUUAAUCAGCUGGCGACAGUGUCUCUAAAUACGGAAGCUCUGCAGGGUCAGGCUGACAGUGCCAACCAGGCUGCUAAUAAAUACAUGGAGGACAAUGAGAUGCUCAAACAGGUAGGCACAACAUUGCCUAAAAUCAAGUAGUUAAGAUAUUCUUGCAGAUCUGGACUGUUCUCUUGUAUAAUUUAGAGAAAUGUAACAUAAAUCUAACAUAAAACUUACAAACAUCUUUAACUCCAUUUCCUUGAUCAAAAUACAAUCAAACUGUGCUGCGCUACAAUGUUGUUUCCGUCAGCUUUGCUUAUUUACAUUCAUGUAAAUGAGCACUUUGGCAGCUGACACUAGCAGGAGCUACGCAUAACCGGCUUUUUGGGUGUAGUAGUUGAAGGGAAGCAGAUGUAACUGACUGAUAAAUGGUUGAUAAUGUAUUUUUUGAUGCCCCUGGUAAGUAAAAACUUCAAUAUGAGGUUUAACACAGUUUGAGUGGAGGCUGCGGCCCGUCAAUUUUUGUACAACAGCCUCUAAAUGUGAUCAAUGACACUUGUCACUAGAGCUUUAUGUCACUAACAGUCAUUUAUUAUCUGUAUUGUUGCAGGCACUGAUGGAAGGGAAGGGGGAUAAGGCGACAGCAGAGGGUAUGGAGCUGCUGAGGAAAGAAGUGGAGAAACUGAGGAAGGAACUGAAGGCCUCAGAAGAUGGUAAGCAUCCUUUAGCAGAGACACACGCCCAGUUAAUUAUUGUGUUGGUUGUAGUUUAAGUCCAUGUUAAGUGCUGAUGUGCAUCUGCUUCCUACUCAGCCCUGAAGAGCUCGGAGUCAGAGGGGGACGUGAUGAAGAAGCAAAUGGACGGCCUCACCAGAGAGUACGACAGACUGUUGAAAGAGCAUCAGGAACUGCAGGUGAAUGAAACUUUGAAAACAAAGGCAAUAAAUCUGAAUCAUGUCAUGUCAAACGACACUGACUUUUCCUUUUCUUCUUCUUUCUCUUUUCAGAACCGUGAAGAUAGUGGAAACAAAAAGGAGGAUUAGUUUAGCACAAAAUCCUCCUCAAGCUUAAAGCGUUUACACACAACUCACGAGAGCCACUGCACCCUGUGCUUUACCGUCAUGAAACAUUUUGUGUAACAGUGCACGCCACAUAACCAGGACUGGGUCCUCUGAGGAAGACGAUGGUAACGGUUUUUAAAUGAACAGACAUCUGAUGGUGUUUCGUUAUUGCUUGGCACAAUUUUUCAAGGGGAUUGCUUUUGAAUACAGUAUUCUCUCUGGUUCAGAGUAAAUGAAGGUGACUGGAGGGAAAAACAGCGGAUCCAAGUGUGAUCUCACAGCACUUUUAGAAUAUUUGCGGGUGGGUUUUUUAUAGUUUAGGGCAUUUGUCCAGUGCACAGUGUGGAGUGCUGAGUUAUGAAUGUUUUUUGGUCCCACUGUUUUGUUUUUCUAUGAAUGUAUGUUGCGGCGAAACCUGCAAACCCAGUUCCAACUUUAAAGCAGCAUGUAAAUUCAGUCUGUGCGUAAAGGGCUGUGCAGAGGUACUUUGCAUGCGCAGUUGCGCUCAGACUCAUGCUCUUCAUGUUUUUGUUGAGUCCAGCUGAUGUGGGAAUGUGGAUGUCUUUAUUUUAACCAAAGUAGUGAUGGUAAGAAGUGCAGUUUUUUGGUAUUUGAUGUUUUCAAUGGACCUAAAAUUUGUAGGGAUCAAUCACAUUUAGUCUUAAUCAUUUUUAAAAACUUUGGGUUAAUGGUAGGAGGUAAAUUUGGUCAUGUGAGUGUUUCUAAGCGGAGACAGUUCCACGUCGUCGUGUAUUUGCUGCACUGUGUGAUUUAAGCAUUUAUUUUUGGGUUAUUGUUGGAGAUAAGCACUAUGAAAAGAAGCUGUAUAGAUUUUUAUAUUUCCAGAUUUGCAAACAGCUGGCAACCUUAAGAGAAAAAAAACACGAUUUUAUGGGAAGUUACUUUAAUGUUCCCCCUUUUUAUGACAACUAACUUGGCAAUGAAGUUUACUUAAGUUUAUUUCCAGUCUUAAAAAAAAAAUAUAUAUAUCUUCCAGUUUUUCUUCCCACCCAGAAAUCACAAUGAAGUGCCUUUGAAGUAGAUGCUGUAUGUUUUUUUCCCAAUAAAGAUGCAUUUGCUAUGUUGUGCCUUGUUUUUUAAUUAAAUCCAAAAAUAAAAAAACACAUGAUUUGAUUGGA
Messenger RNA from Xyrichtys novacula (pearly razorfish), 4227 nucleotides. NCBI's taxonomy places the organism in Eukaryota, Metazoa, Chordata, Actinopteri, Labriformes, Labridae. The record is from the annotation of a GenBank genome assembly.